This is a messenger RNA of Ictalurus furcatus (blue catfish), 2703 nucleotides long. RefSeq names its product Ras-related and estrogen-regulated growth inhibitor-like protein. The transcript has 4 exons. Gene Ontology annotation, molecular function: GTP binding; GTPase activity. The record is from RefSeq and is a predicted model, not a curated record. Bases 427 to 1089 code for a protein of 220 amino acids. Lineage: Eukaryota; Metazoa; Chordata; Actinopteri; Siluriformes; Ictaluridae.
CACACACACACACACACACACACACACAAGUGUGUGUGAAAAUAAGCCUUUAUAAUGAAUGGUGAAAAUAGCAGGUAGUAAAAAUGUGAGUAUGGUUCUUAUGAUUGAUUACAAACAUAAUCACAAAACACUCGCACGGACCGUGGAUUAUAACGCAGACCUUCACCACACGGCACACUGUACGACUAUUAAAGCAUAUCUGCCUGAAUCAAAAUGAAUCACUGAGUUAAACGACUCCGAAUCACUACAAGACUCGUUUUUGCGGAUAUGUAAAUCUAUCAGCCCGCGCACGGAGUUCCGAUUGGUCGGCAUUGAGCGUGAGGCCACGCCCACCCACACCCACUCAGUUUAUAUAAAGCGCCAGUGCGCGGCACAGCGCUUCACACAGAGUUACCUGCCUGGCUUUGGGUCCGGUUCACUUCACAGAUGGUGGUUCAGGUGGAGACUCGUAUCCGCUACAGCAGCAAGAGGAUGGACACAAAUCAGCCCAAAAUAGAGGCCAAUAUUUUACUGCUCGGAGCUGAGAAAGUGGGGAAGUCUGCACUAAUAGUGCGUUUCCUGACUAGAAGAUUCAUUGGAGAAUACGGCUCUAUAGAAUCCAUAUACAGUCAUCAUGAUAAGAUUGACGGCCGAGAUAUCUGCUUCAACAUCUGGGACUCACUUUGUCCACAGAAUGCUGAAGAAGCGGGCCACAUCAGCGACAGGCAGCUGCAGUGGUCCGACGGCUUCAUCCUGGUCUACAGCAUCUGCGACCGGGCCAGCUUCAACGUGGUGCGACAGCAGGUCCAACAUAUCCGCCAAGCGCAGCAGAAACUCUCCAGCUCCGCCCCGCUCAUCAUCGUGGGGAACAAACGAGACCUGCAGCACCGGCGCACCGUGUCCAGCGAGGAAGGACGGCUCCUGGCGUUCUCGGCCGACUGCGACUUCUUCGAGAUCUCCGCGGCCGAAGCGUACCACGGCGUGCUCAUGGUGUUCCACGAACUGCUCGACCUGAUCCGCGAGGCCAGGGCGCUCAAGAAGGGCACGGCCGGCUUCAGGGGCAUCGUCAGGAGUAUGUCUGCUGUUUUUGGGAGGAAGAGGACCGAAUAGACUGAAACGUUCCUCAGGAAAGAGGAAUGAAUAUUGCGUCCACAUUGGACUACGAUUAUUGACUUAUCGUGUUGGGAUUUGAAUGCUCUGUGAAUGUUCGAAUUCAGAGACGUCUUGCGGGGUCUUCAAGAUGUCAAGGACGAUAACUUUGUCUCGCACCACAGCACUGUUGCAUUCUCGAAUCUGAUUGGUCAGAAGGUGUUUUGUUUUCUCUAACUUGUCUCGUAGACGUUCCACAAUGGUACAUAUAACUAUAAACGGAUAAAAAUUAAAAAAAGCGCGAUUUGACGUCCGUUAAUAAAUGAAGAAAUUGUAAUCGUUGCCAAACUGCUGUGGUAUAAGCAGAAUAAACCACUUUGAGACGUACUGUUAUAGGAAAAGAAUCAGCUUCAGCGUGCUGACGGUCAUUGUUUCCCAUAACAGUACCCCCCCAAACCCCCCCCGUCUUAAUCCCUUCUUUCCAUAUUGUAUAAGAAAGCCCUUUAUUGUUACAUGUACAUAGUCAUUAGGAGGUUAUUUCUAUGCAAAGCAGACAUCUAUCUGUGUGCAUGUGACUUCAGUGCAUAAUGAGCCUUAUCGGUGGACACGGCGAGUCUCGGACAUUAAACCACAUUGCCUGGCUGACGAUCCUCCCCAGAGAACACUAGAUAUAUUCAAGAUGAAUCUUACACACGAUUACACCGGCGUGCACACACACACACACACACACACACACUAAUUUUGCUUUCUUUUCUUUUUUCUCUUUUUUUUUUUUUGAGUACUCUGACCAAAGAAUCUGAAUCCUAAUCUGCCCACACAGACAUGGUGGUUAUUAUGAGCUCAGGACUCGCCUUGAGUCAGAUGGGCUUUGAUAAAGCUUUGCACUCAUUUCACACUGACUGGAGAAGUGUUGCGUUACUUUAUUACACACCCUGAUGGUUCACCUUCUUUCUUUUUUUUUUUUUUUCUGUUUUUUUAAAUACAAAUGGAUCUGGCACAAAUCUGUUUCCUUUAUAGCUGCAGGGUGGUGUGUGUAUUGCUUAUAGUACAGAGAAGUCUGUUAAUGACUUUUAUAAUAAAACAUGAAUUGCAGUAAUCUGUGUAAGUCGUCUUUUUUUUUUUUCUGUUUUUUUAAAUACAAAUGGAUCUGGCACAAAUCUGUUUCCUUUAUAGCUGCAGGGUGGUGUGUGUAUUGCUUAUAGUACAGAGAAGUCUGUUAAUGACUUUUAUAAUAAAACAUGAAUUGCAGUAAUCUGUGUAAGUCUUCUUUUUUUUUUUUCUUCUCCUCCUCGCAAAUAAUCCAGACACUUGGGCAAGAACGUAUACCUUGAAUAGAGAUUAUAAUAAAACUAUUUAUUAAGGCUAUUUAAAGACACUUUUAUCAUUUGAAGCUUUUUAUUUUCAAGGCAAGUAAUAAAGUAUGAAAAGUCCAAAAAAAAAUCAGAAUGGAAAUUUCUGCAAAGCACUCUUGAAUUUUUUUUUUGCCCCCCCCCCCCUCCCAUAAUAAUAAUCAUCUGUAGACCUAUUUACAUUACUGCAAGAAAACCAACUAAAGUAUAGUGAAUAUGAGAGGUAAAAUGGGUGAUGUGUGAUGGUAAGAAUAUGACACAACUGUGAAUCUGCCUGGACCUUAAU